Molecule: messenger RNA, 1427 nt
Organism: Abrus precatorius (Indian licorice)
Lineage: Eukaryota; Viridiplantae; Streptophyta; Magnoliopsida; Fabales; Fabaceae
Product: chalcone synthase
Exons: 2
Coding region: 122-1291 (389 amino acids)
Biological process (GO): polyketide biosynthetic process
Molecular function (GO): acyltransferase activity, transferring groups other than amino-acyl groups
Source: RefSeq, a predicted model, not a curated record
AGCACAUCUUCACCCUUCUUCUUCUAUCUACUAGUUAAUUAAGUCUUCUAAUUAUACUACUUUCCUAUCCAAAUUUUUUAUCUUUGCUUCAAGCUUAAUUUUUUCGAAAGAAGAAGGGAAGAUGGCUAGUGUAGCUGAGAUUCGCAAGGCUCAAAGGGCUGAAGGCCCUGCAACCAUCCUUGCCAUUGGAACUGCAAAUCCACCCAACUGUGUUGAUCAGAGCACUUAUCCUGAUUACUACUUCAGAAUCACUAACAGCGAGCACAUGACUGAGCUCAAAGAGAAAUUCAAACGCAUGUGCGACAAGUCUAUGAUCAAGAAGCGAUACAUGUAUUUAACAGAAGAGAUCUUGAAAGAGAACCCUAACAUUUGUGCUUAUAUGGCACCUUCUUUGGAUGCUAGGCAAGACAUGGUGGUUGUGGAGGUACCAAGACUAGGAAAAGAGGCUGCGGUCAAGGCCAUAAAAGAAUGGGGUCAACCAAAGUCAAAGAUUACCCACUUAAUCUUUUGCACCACAAGUGGUGUAGACAUGCCUGGUGCUGAUUACCAACUCACUAAACUCUUGGGACUUCGUCCAUAUGUGAAAAGGUUCAUGAUGUAUCAACAAGGGUGCUUCGCAGGUGGCACGGUUCUUCGUAUGGCUAAGGAUUUAGCUGAAAACAACAAAGGUGCUCGUGUUCUCGUUGUUUGUUCUGAGGUCACUGCAGUCACAUUCCGUGGCCCAACAGAUACCCACUUAGAUAGUCUUGUGGGCCAAGCCCUGUUUGGAGAUGGAGCAGCUGCAGUUAUUGUUGGGUCUGACCCAAUUCCACAAAUUGAAAAACCUCUCUUUGAGUUAGUUUGGACUGCACAAACAAUUGCUCCAGACAGUGAAGGGGCCAUUGAUGGACACCUUCGUGAAGUUGGGUUAACAUUUCAUUUACUAAAAGAUGUUCCUGGGAUUGUCUCAAAGAACAUUGACAAAGCCCUAGUUGAGGCCUUCCAACCAUUGGGUAUCUCUGAUUACAACUCAAUCUUUUGGAUUGCACACCCAGGUGGGCCUGCAAUUCUUGAUCAAGUUGAGCAAAAGUUGGGCCUCAAGCCCGAAAAGAUGAAGGCCACAAGAGAAGUUCUUAGUGACUAUGGUAACAUGUCAAGUGCCUGUGUUCUAUUCAUCUUAGAUGAGAUGAGAAGAAAAUCAGCACAAGAUGGACUUAAAACCACUGGUGAAGGACUUGAAUGGGGUGUGUUGUUUGGCUUUGGCCCUGGACUCACUAUUGAAACUGUGGUUCUUCACAGUGUCGCCAUAUAAGAGCCCUAAUUAUUUCAUUAUUAUGUAUCACUUUUCAAACCCCACUUCCCUUUGUAACAAAAACAAUAACUCGUUUGGAGUUUCUUUGUGUACCCUUAUAUUAAAAUAAUACAUGGCUUGCAACUUUGAGCCCUCC